CAAACUAUUAUCAAAUUUCAAGAAGAAGAACUCAAUUAUGGGAGUUUCUAUGCCCAAUGGCUGAAAUGCAAAUUUUUGACUGAGAAAAAUUUGCAAACAUCAAGUGAUCCUUGGUCUCAGAAAAUCGGGAGUAGUCUUCUACGCAGCAUUGAAAGAAGAACGUCCAAGCUGCUAGCAAAUGAAAGUUUUAACGCUUGCUUAUUUUUGGAUCCACGAUUUAGUCACAAACUUACAGCAAAUAAAAGGUCAGAUGCAAUAACCUAUUUAAAAAAACUGUAUGAAAAGUUAAAAGAAACAGGAUCCAUUAAGUGCGAUAGAGUAAAUUCCUUCCCUAAUACUUCCACCACACUCGACGUAGAAGAUUUUGAUGAUGGGGAUCAAUAUGUUAAUGACUACCUUAGCCAAAACUUGGAGGACACAAAUGAAGAUUCCAUAGAUGUGUACAGCAAAAUUGAAAAUUUGAAGUUACCUUUUCAAAAAGUCAACACAAACGUACUGGAAUUCUGGAGGGAAAGGGAGUUCGCUGAUCCGGAACUAUAUUUGCUGAGUACAAUUUGCUUUGCCAUACCUCCAACGCAG
Rhagoletis pomonella (apple maggot) is the source of this 579-nucleotide messenger RNA. RefSeq lists its product as uncharacterized. The annotation marks the transcript as partial. The transcript has a single exon. NCBI's taxonomy places the organism in Eukaryota, Metazoa, Arthropoda, Insecta, Diptera, Tephritidae. The record is from RefSeq and is a predicted model, not a curated record.